GAGGGGAUUGGCGCUGAUCUUCUCUUUCUGGAGCACGUCCUGACCUCCUUUGUCAUCCAAAGCUUUCCCCUCUGUUCCUGAGAGGAGGGAUGGCCGCAAUGGGGAACGACUCCCUCAUUGCCAAGGGAAUGGCUCCACAACAAAGGAUCCUCUUUCCCCCGGAGAAGAUUUGCAUGGAUUGGCAGCGAAGACAGAGAGCUGGAGCGGGACUGCACAACCUGGGCAAUACGUGCUUUGUCAACUCCGUCCUGCAGUGCCUGACGUACACAGCCCCUCUGGCCAACUACCUGCUCUCUCGUGAGCACAGCCAUUCGUGUCGUCAGCAAGACUUCUGCAUGAUGUGCAUAAUGGAAGCGCACGUUAACAAGGUCCUGCAUUCCUUAGUCAGUGCCAUCCAGCCUAGGGCUGUCAUCAACGUCCUCACACAACAUUUCCAGCUUGGCAGGCUGGAAGAUGCCCACGAGUUCCUCCGCUAUACUGUCGAUGCCAUGCAGAGAGCUUGUCUGAGCGGAAGCAGCGAAUUGGACAUGUCUUCUCAAGCAACUACCAUCAUCCAUCAAAUAUUUGGGGGCUUUCUGAGAUCCAGAGUCACGUGCUUGAGCUGCAAAGCAGUUUCUGAUUCCCACAAGGCUUUCCUGGAUGUCGCUUUGGAUAUCCAGGCAGCCUCAUCUGUCACUGCAGCUCUGGAGGACUUUGUGAAACCCGAGCAGCUGGAUGGUGAAAACUGCUUUAAAUGUAGCAAGUAA
Messenger RNA from Aquila chrysaetos chrysaetos, 746 nucleotides. RefSeq names its product ubiquitin carboxyl-terminal hydrolase 42-like. Gene Ontology annotation, cellular component: cytosol; nucleus. The record is from RefSeq and is a predicted model, not a curated record. Bases 90 to 746 code for a protein of 218 amino acids. The transcript is spliced from 7 exons. Lineage: Eukaryota; Metazoa; Chordata; Aves; Accipitriformes; Accipitridae. Gene Ontology annotation, biological process: protein deubiquitination; regulation of apoptotic process. Gene Ontology annotation, molecular function: cysteine-type endopeptidase activity; cysteine-type deubiquitinase activity.